GUGACGUAGCAGUGGUGACCAACUGACCAUGGGUGUUGACGGUUGCAAUGGCGCGUAACGGCGUAGGAAGGACCGGCGGGAGGGCGCGUUUUCAGCUUGGGGAAUAGUCACUGGUCGCCGCCCGCUAUGGCGGUAUGGUGGGGCAGGGUGAAAUCAUAGCUCGUGUGGGCAGCCGCUUCAGUUGCAAUCAGUGUCGAGGGGAAGGGGGUGGUUGUGUAUUGCUGAACGGUGACGGAUUUAACGGUAAUGAUCCGCUUCGCGCUGCGUAAGGAUCUCGGACCCAGAGCCAAAGUCACGGCCCAAGAUGAGUUGCUUCCAUAAGGGUAAUAAAACUGGACCAGAGGUAAACCAUCGUAUUCAAAGACACUACACCCCCGGGCGCCCAAAGGUCAAUGGUUGGAGCUGGCCACCACAUCCAUAUCAGAUAUUAUCUUGGAUAGCCUACUUAUACUUCCUUAUCAUUGUAGUGGGUAUAUUUAUCCCUCUUCUCCCAUUGAGUUGGAUACCUGCUGGCUACAUUUGGCUUGGUGUUGUUUUUACUUGGCAUUUAGCUUUUUACGUGAUUUCAGCCACCAUCGACCCAGCAGAGGAUAGCAUUCGGGACAAGGGAUAUAAAAAAUUACCCCCGGUGUUCAACCGCAAAACACGUAAAACUUGUAUCCGGAAUCGUUACUGCCGGCAUUGUGAAGUUCAUGUGGCUAAAAGUUCCAAGCACUGCACUAAAUGCAACAAGUGUGUAUUUAAUUUUGAUCACCAUUGUAAGUUGCUCAACAAUUGUGUAGGAGGCAGAAAUUACCGGUACUUCCUGGGAUGUGUUAUCUCUGCUGUCCUUGGUAAUCUGAUAAUCAUCACCAUAUCAGGCUUUGUCUUUGUUGGAUUCUUUAUCAAUCCAAAACUGCUUCGAAGCAGCCCAGAAUUUGGAUUGGUAAAUGAUGCAAAUACCUGGCUUGUAUUUCUGCCAUACUUUUCGGUUCAUACAAACAUAACUACCAUUCUUGUUCUCGCUGUGGUCACUAUUGGACUAAGUCUGACUGCAUUGAUACUUUUGUGCCUGCUUCUGUUCUUCCACUUCUAUCUCAUGUGGAAACGACUAAGCACUCAUGAAUACACAGUUUUACGCCGUCAACGGCAAAUGUCGAAAGUCUCACCACAAAAUGAUGAUGAUAUAGAAGCUUUACAAUUGAAGGCCAAUCAGAAUACAGAAAACGUGGCAUCUCAUCCAAAGGGUAAUACUCAUGUUCACUUUGAAAGCACCUCAACAAAUGGGUCAACAUCAAGGUCUCAUCAGGAUGCUUUCAGGAUAGAGGAUGAAAGUUUGCCAACAGUUCCUUCUGAUCACAAUCAAGCCAGGAUAAAGAAGAUUUCGCAGAAAAAACAAAGACGUAAAAUGUCUGCAGGUAGAAUUAAACACAAGGCUGCCACUAAAAGACCACUUCAACCUUCUCAACUACCACCAGCUCUUGUUGCUGCUUUUCGGAGUCCAGUGCUGUCUCUCCAAGCCUUCCCAUCUCCUUUAUCAAUGAGCACAGUUCGCUCCGUGCGGGCUGCAGGACCUCCAGCUGAGUACCAUUCAGAUUCUGCAGAGUCCAUGAAUGAAAUCCCGGUGGUCCAGACAAGACUCGGUAGUGCAGCAGCAGCCAUGCAGACCAGCACAACUUUCCACAGCACAGAGGACUCCUUUGGAAAUUCUCUUCCGACUGCGAUUUCCGAAGAGUGCCAUAACAAAGGACCAGACCAGCCAACUACAAGCAAAAAAUCGAAGGUCUUGGAUCCAAGCGUUGAACAGUUUUACAGGGAUCCGCCUGUAAAUGAAAGGGAAUGACAAGAACAAGAGUGCUGAAAUGCCUCUUCCCGAAUAAAGAUAGAGCCUAAACCUUGAUCUGUGCACUGGAGACUGUCCAGAUUCUUUCCCCAUGUCAAGGAUAACUUGGACGAAAAAGUACACACAGCAUCUGAAUGAGUUUCAUGUUUAAUUGAUUCCAAGGUACGCAUGUUAAGGCUGGGUCCCAGUGUUGGUUAUCACUCCUAAAGAGAUGUAAUAUAUUUCAUUCUGGUAUUUUUGUAUGAAUGCUAUUUAUCUCUUAGCAUAUAUCUAUAUACAUUAUGAGGCCAUUUCUUAAAUGGAACCACUUCUCAGGGACAGGUUCAGUGUGACGAUUGUUAAGUAUCACAUCAGUUGUUUUUGUACAUUCUAUUUACCCUCCAAUUAACAAAUUGUUCAUUGUGACAAUCUAAGGGGGAGAAAACACUAUUUAACAGCUUCUUUUAAACACUUUUCCUAAAACCAUAGAUAGCAUUUAUUUUGUGUGGCCUUGGCAAUCUUUUAUUGGCAAUGUGACAUUGCUCUUGUUUUAUUAAAGUUUUAUUUCUGUGUUAUUUAAUAGUUAAACUCUUAAGUGCCAAAAGUAUUAUAGAUUUAAUUUUAUUUUUUAAUAUUACAACAUUGUUUCUGUACUAAAAUAAAUUGUUUU
Molecule: messenger RNA, 2471 nt
Organism: Hypanus sabinus (Atlantic stingray)
Lineage: Eukaryota; Metazoa; Chordata; Chondrichthyes; Myliobatiformes; Dasyatidae
Product: palmitoyltransferase ZDHHC1-like
Exons: 11
Coding region: 305-1822 (505 amino acids)
Biological process (GO): protein targeting to membrane; peptidyl-L-cysteine S-palmitoylation
Cellular component (GO): endoplasmic reticulum; Golgi apparatus
Molecular function (GO): protein-cysteine S-palmitoyltransferase activity
Source: RefSeq, a predicted model, not a curated record